UGACAUAAUUGCACAUGCUGUAUUUACUUACAGAGGUGUAAGCCCAUUGCGUAUCUCUCUUAAACCAACAAACACACACAUGCAGCUGGUCUUCUGCAGCGGUGCAAUCCAGAGGUCAUGACACCAACGUGUAAGAUACGCGGAGCAGCUGAUCGAAAUCUCAGCCUUGUGACAUGGAGGAUCACCCAGGGAUGGCUGAGGAGCAUGCUGAAGCAGCUAGACGAGAAAGAUGUUGAUUUUGAAGAAAUCAAAAAGAACCUGGAAUACACAGCAUCGUUACUAGAGGCAGUGUACCUCGAUGGAACAAGGCAGUGUCUGGAGUCUGAAGAUGACCUCCAGCAACUGCAGUCAGACGGGGUGCCGUCAGAGGUCACUGACUGGCUGGCUUCCACUUUCACCCAGAAGAUCCGCCGUCCUACGCGACGCUCUGAUGAGAAGCCCAAAUUUCGCAGCAUUGUGCAUGCAGUGCAAGCUGGGAUAUUUGUGGAGCGGAUGUUCAAGAGGGCCUACACAGCAGCCAUGCCGGACCAACCUGCAGCGGUCGUAAAUUGCCUCAGGGACGUGGACCGUUGGAGCUUUGAUGUGUUUGCUCUGAACUCGGCCAGCUCUGAUCACGCACUGCGAACUCUGUUCUUUGAGCUGAUCACCAGAUAUGAGCUCAACAGUCGCUUUAAGAUUCCCAUCUCGUGCCUCACAGAAUUUCUGUCUGCGCUGGAGAGAGGAUACUGCAAAUACAACAACCCCUACCACAACCACGUUCACGCUGCUGAUGUAACUCAGACACUGCACUGUCUGCUGCUGCGCUCCGGACUCGUGCACUGGCUGACAGAGCUCGAGGUGAUGGCAUCCCUGUUUGCUGCAGCCAUCCAUGACUAUGAACACACAGGAACUACAAAUAACUUUCACAUCCACACAAAGUCAGAGUUUGCACUGAUCUACAAUGACCGGGCCGUACAAGAGAGCCAUCACCUGAGUGCAGCAUUCCGCCUACUGCUGGACGACCAAAUGAACAUCUUUAUUAAUUUGACGCGGGAGGAAUGGAUGGAGCUGCGGUCACUUGUUAUAGAGAUGGUGUUGUCCACGGACAUGUCCUCCCACCUGCUCCAAGUCAAAGCGAUGAAAUCCUGUCUACAACAACAAGAACGGAUUGACAAGCCCAAAGCACUGUCUCUGUUACUGCACACGGCUGACAUAAGCCAUCCAUCCAAGCCUUGGGCGCUGCACUCUCGCUGGACCAAAGCCUUGAUGGAGGAGUUUUUCAGACAGGGUGAUAGAGAGGCGGAGCUCGGCCUCCCCUUCUCUCCACUGUGUGAUCGACAAACCACCCUAGUAGCUGAAUCCCAGAUCGGUUUCAUAGACUUCAUUGUGUAUCCUACAUUUUCUCUGCUGACCGAUAUGGCUGAAAAGAUUGUUAUUCCUUUGGUGGAAGAGAACCCAGGUCCACCAGACCCCUGCAACAGACAUAGUAAUCUUUGGAAGGAGAGCUCCAGAGGCCUGCAGUGGAGCCUCGCUCACAUCACAGCUGAGCUGGUGAGCUUCCGCUCUACUUGGACACGGCACACCGAAGACAACAAGCUCAAAUGGAGGGAAAGUGGCUCAAAUGGAUUUUCAGACCCUGGCGAGACAAAAGAGCAGCGAUCGAGACAAGAAGUGUUGUCAGAAAAAUCCCUGCAAGACCCCACUACAGAUACAAAAUAGCAGACAGCAGUUCAUUUGUAAUACGUGUUUGCAAAAUAGAAAAAAAGUAACACUUUUGUAACAAAACUCAGAUACCUUUUACUUUAAAAACUGAGAGAUCUUCCCAAGGUAAGAUGCAGCGUAAUCACAGAAACUUCCUCAUGUCUUAUUUUAAAUGUAGCAUACUACAAUAAUUUAAAUACAAAAGUACACAUGCUGGUCAUGUUAUACAGUCUAGUCCAUAUCAUUAAUUUAAUUUGUCAUCUAAACAGCUGUAAGUUACAUUUGAACUUUCAAAGCAUAGAACAAUCAUUUAACCUUGAAAUAAACUUUGUGUCAUAUAUGA
Molecule: messenger RNA, 2023 nt
Organism: Pelmatolapia mariae (spotted tilapia)
Lineage: Eukaryota; Metazoa; Chordata; Actinopteri; Cichliformes; Cichlidae
Product: dual specificity calcium/calmodulin-dependent 3',5'-cyclic nucleotide phosphodiesterase 1B-like
Exons: 14
Coding region: 118-1698 (526 amino acids)
Biological process (GO): signal transduction
Cellular component (GO): neuronal cell body
Molecular function (GO): calmodulin-activated 3',5'-cyclic-GMP phosphodiesterase activity
Source: RefSeq, a predicted model, not a curated record